AGGAGGGGAAGGAAGGAAAGAAAGAAAGGAGGGGAAGGGGAGAAGGGAAAGAAAGAAAUGGAUAAAUUUGUAGUCCGUAUUUCAAAGAAUGAUGAAGCAAAACAAGGACAAAAACAGGAGGAGAAAGUGUACAAACAGGCUACAAUAGAGUCUUUAAAGAGAGUUGUGGUGAUUGAGGACAUCGAAAGGUUCAAGUCUAUCUUGGAGUUGCCCGGUCAGACCAAAGAGAACAUAUUAAAUGCUCUGACAGAGCUGGACAAGAAAGUCCCUUCCAGAGAAGUCCUCAAGUCCACCAGGAUUGGUCACACAGUGAACACGCUGCGUAAGAAGCACCCAGACGCUGAGGUGAAGUCUUUAGCUCGGCAGGUUUACACACACUGGAGGACUUUCAUCGAGGCGAACGCCAACAAGCCUUCACUCGAGGUCCGCUGUGAUAAACAGAGCGAGGAACUGAGGAGCAACGCCAGAAAGAUCCUGGCUAACAGCUUGGGGUUAGAGGCUGAUGCUGCCCUGGUGGACAACGUGGAGAGGGAAGUGUUUCACCAGUGCUCACGAUUAAUCAGCAGAGCGUACAGGAGGACCGUGAGGGCGCUGGUGUUCGCUCUCAAACACAAACCGGACCUCGGAGCUCAGGUGAAGGACAGCAGGAUCGCUGUUAAUGUCCUCGUCAGCAACCACAAGAAGAAACUGUGAUGCUGAUAUCAAAGAGACGACACACACACGCACACAGACAUACACACACACACCCUCACGGAUAAACACACACAUGCACACAGAUACAGUCAAAGAUACACACAACCUCACUAAUUAACACACACAUAUAAACACACACAUACAGAUAAAUACAUCCCCUCAAAGACAAACAAACACACACACACAUUCUCACAUACACACACAUUCUCACACACACAUUCUCACACACACAUUCACACACACACACACACAUUCUCACGCACACACACACACGCGCACACACACACACUCACACACACACAUUCACACACACACAUUCAGACACACAUUCACACACACAUUCACACACACUCACACACACAUUCACACACACACACAUUCAGACACACAUUCACACACACAUUCACACACACACACACACACACACUGAACAUAAGUCUGUACUAUAUAGUACAGUUUUAAAUAGUUUUUAACAGAUAAGUAUAAAGUAAACCACAUUUAUAGCUUUCAUUUAAAAACACAAAUCUAAUAAUCUGCAUUUGGUUUAUUUGAUCUUAUUAUCGUGUUUUAUUGUGCUACACAGCUUUU
Messenger RNA from Tachysurus vachellii, 1281 nucleotides. RefSeq names its product transcription elongation factor A (SII) N-terminal and central domain containing 2 (gene tceanc2). Gene Ontology annotation, cellular component: nucleus. The transcript is spliced from 4 exons. Gene Ontology annotation, biological process: DNA-templated transcription. Bases 58 to 693 code for a protein of 211 amino acids. Lineage: Eukaryota; Metazoa; Chordata; Actinopteri; Siluriformes; Bagridae. The record is from RefSeq and is a predicted model, not a curated record.